Chaetomium globosum CBS 148.51 is the source of this 381-nucleotide messenger RNA. RefSeq lists its product as uncharacterized. The coding region runs from base 1 to 381 and encodes 126 amino acids. NCBI's taxonomy places the organism in Eukaryota, Fungi, Ascomycota, Sordariomycetes, Sordariales, Chaetomiaceae. The transcript is spliced from 2 exons. The record is from RefSeq and is a predicted model, not a curated record.
AUGAGUCGACUGGUCGACCCACGCACGUACGAGCUUCUCCUUGAACGGAACAAGCCACGUAGCCUUGAUGUACCCGACUUCCUCCGGGUGCUCGAGAACCGCCCACGUAUAGUCUUCUUCUGUCUCGCAGCUAAGGAAUGCAAACGCGAUGCAAAAGGAGGGCCCAGUCGCAUCAACGCCGAUCAUAUCGAGAAGCGGCAUGCCGUACUUGUUCGUCUUGUACGUGCAGUCAAGGAGGAGGAGGUCGGCGUACGCUCGAAGAUAGCUAUUAAGAGAGUCGGGAUGCGCGAAGAGGACGGCUGUAACCCGGCCAUGCGCGGCCCGUGUCUCCGAGGUGACCGAGAUACCAUUGCUGCGCUUAACCUCUCAACAGCGUCUUGA